This is a messenger RNA of Saccharomyces mikatae IFO 1815, 768 nucleotides long. It is a transcript of the gene SOL4, whose product is annotated as 6-phosphogluconolactonase SOL4. Bases 1 to 768 code for a protein of 255 amino acids. NCBI's taxonomy places the organism in Eukaryota, Fungi, Ascomycota, Saccharomycetes, Saccharomycetales, Saccharomycetaceae. Gene Ontology annotation, biological process: pentose-phosphate shunt; carbohydrate metabolic process. Gene Ontology annotation, molecular function: 6-phosphogluconolactonase activity. The transcript has a single exon. The record is from RefSeq and is a predicted model, not a curated record.
AUGGUAAAAUUGCAACGGUUUACUAAGGAGAAGACUUUGGUUCACGAAUUCGGCAGGUAUAUCCUUGAAAAGCAAGACUUGGCGUUGGCGGGUAACGAUGAUGCAGUGUUUAACAUUGCCAUUAGCGGAGGAUCGAUGAAUCAGGUACUGUACGAAAGUUUGGUAACUGACAAAAACAUAUUCCCACACAUUAAAUGGCCGCAAUGGAGAAUAUUUUUCUGCGACGAAAGAUUGGUGCCUUUUGAAAGCCCCCAGAGCAACUACGGUCAGUUCAAGAGAACCGUUUUGGACCCUCUAGUGCACGAGGACGACCAAUUGAACUUAGGCCCCACAGUGUACACAAUCAAUGAAUCAUUGAUUGGUGGGGGUGAAACGGCUAAUAAGAAGAUCGCUGAAGAGUACGAUUCUUUGCUACCAGCAUCAUUCGAUCUGAUUUUACUCGGAUGUGGUGACGAUGGACAUACGUGCUCGUUGUUUCCUGGGGUGGAAUUCAAUUAUCUCGUAGAGGAGAUGGACCGUAAAGUUUUAUGGUGCUAUAAUUCACCGAAGCCACCUAAGGACAGGAUCACAUUUACUUUAACUGUUAUUGCAGAAGCUAAGAACGUGUGCUUCCUUGUUAAGGGAUUUGCUAAAAAGGCUAUCAUGCAUGACGUGCUAAUUGUAAAGAAUGGCGAACUACCUAGUGUGUUGGUUAAUGAAAUGGUUGGGACGAAGGUCACAUGGUUUCUCGAUGAGGAAGCAGGCGCGUUAAUUCCCCAGAACUGCUAG